This is a messenger RNA of Racocetra fulgida, 260 nucleotides long. Lineage: Eukaryota; Fungi; Glomeromycota; Glomeromycetes; Diversisporales; Gigasporaceae. The record is from the annotation of a GenBank genome assembly.
CAAACGAGGAGCAUGAGGCUCUAAAAAAGCUCUAUGAUGAAGUUAGAGAUCAGCUUCCUAAAGAGGUUACCAAAAAUGCUCUUCGAAAAAAAGCAGACAGGGCGAGAAAGAUUUAUGAUCUUUUUUUUUGUAUUACUGAUGAUAAAAUUCAACGGGUAGUAUUCAUCCAACGAAUUAAAACGUUUUCGGCAACAUCUAUUUCAAAUUUAAGUUCGGAUAAUAUCAAAUAUGUAGCAUCUCAUGUUAGAAAGAAUACUCAA